Porites evermanni is the source of this 1968-nucleotide messenger RNA. NCBI's taxonomy places the organism in Eukaryota, Metazoa, Cnidaria, Anthozoa, Scleractinia, Poritidae. The record is from the annotation of a GenBank genome assembly.
AUGGUGGACAGGAGAAAGAAAUCUUGGGGCACGUUUAAGAAUGAGAUGAAAGCAAAGAGGCGUAAAAUUGGAGAUGGCUGCGCAAAGAAGAACCAAAAAGGUAAUAUUCUUGAAAGACAAGAAUUGGUAGUGCAGAGACUGAGCGCAGAAGUCCACUGUCCUUGCAAGUAAUACUGGAGUACACUUUGACCAUGACCAGACACUUCAAAAAUCAGUUGCAGUGCUAUGUGUCUACGCAGACAGCAACUCAGAUAGGGUCUCUCAAGUGAUUAUGGGACCAGUCAUUAUUUAGUGGGGGGAAGGGCUACUAGAAUGAGUCAAAAUAGUCGAACGGUUGUUAUCAAAUAACAUUCUAUGUUUCUUUGCACGCCAAACUUUAAUCAAUAAAAGAGAUAUCUUGCUUUCCAUGUCCUGCAUGUUCUACCAGAUUUGGUAGUACACAAGAUGUCACUGAUUUGUAGACCCUCAUUGUCGCCGACACCAUUGUCGUCAUAAUCGUCCUUAUCACUGUCUUCAUCAUCCUCCUAAUCAUUGCCAACGUCACUUUCGUUGUCACUCUCGUCGUAAUCUUGAUCUGUAUCACUUUUCUCGCCAGUAUCUGUCGCUUCUUCCUGCUCACUUUCUUCGCCAAUUUCCUCCAGUACAUAAUUUUCUUAUUCGUCAUCUGAUUCUUCAUCCUCAACAUCGUCUUCCUCGUUAUUUAGCAUAUCUGCGCCGUUGACUAAGGAUCUCACAAUGUGGGUAGCAACAAUGUCUACUUUGUCACGUUUAAGUGUGGACCUUGAACAUCUAACGUGAUGUUUGUCGACUCAGAGAUCAAAGAAGGAAAUGGUUAGAAAUAAGCGACGGGCAUCACACGACUCCUGCACUAGUCAUAUUGGAAGGAGUAUGACCUUCAGAGCUUCGCUCUAACUAGUAGGUCCUUAAGAGAUUUUCCCUUGCGACAAGAUAUGAAGGGAGGCUCCUUAAAGAUUUCUCUUAGUCCCCACUGGUUUUGUACAAGGUGCCAUUUCCCCAUAAGUAUUCUCUUCAGGUUAGGUAAAGCCGGGUGGUAUUGUGUAACAAAAGGUAGAAGUUUUUAGUGUGCAGAUUCGUUUCUCUGUUGUAGGGCCGUUUUCCUGUAAGCAAAUUUUACCCCAGAGAGUUACUUUCUUAAAAUAGCGGCAGGGUAGCCUCUUUCUAACAGGCGGUUGUGAAAAUAUCUGAUAUUCCUCUCAAAUGCGAACUGCGAGGAACUAGUCCUAAGAAGUCUGAGAGCUUCCCCUUUGAUGAAGCCUUUUUUCAUGCCUGGUGGGUGGCAAGAGUAGAAGUUUGUGUACUGAAAUGUUUCUGUUGGUUUGUAAUGCGUUUGCACAUCUAGGAUUGAUUUCUUGUCGAAUCUAACCCCUUUGAACACUUUUGUGUCCAAGAACGUAAUCUCCGUUUCUGACAUUUCAGCCCUGAAUUUUAUCAUAGAGUGAAAGUUAUUUGCCUUUUUCACAAAACUCUCAAUUUUGUCUAGACUUGUAUUCCACAGCGAAAACACAUCGUCAAUAUACCUUUUCCAAAAAAGCGGUUUGAUGCAACUCUGACUCAAUAUGUUUUUAUAUUCUGGCCAUGAAGAUGUUUGCAAAACCAAGCUGGCUACGACUAAAUACAAGCUCAGUGAGCUCAGAGCAAAGGCCUCAAAUAUCUUUCAGAUUGAUUAUGCACCCUUAAAGAGGAAAUCUUGUGCUAAAAAACAAUAAACACCGCACUGCAAAACACAAGGCCUUUUGUACCUCACAGAGGAUGUCGGCGGUUUUGCAAAAUAUCGCUCCUGGCUUAGAUAAGGACUCUCUUUGUGAAAAGGGUCACAUACAAAAAGAGAUUUUUUUGAAUUUAAAACAAAGAGGUAUCCCAAAGGUAUCCCAAAAUGACACAUCUCAGCUAAGCAGUGAGGCGAAAGACUACCUCGCAGGCUUACUAGGCAAGGAGGGAAGCAACUAA